Molecule: messenger RNA, 471 nt
Organism: Symbiodinium sp. CCMP2592
Lineage: Eukaryota; Dinophyceae; Suessiales; Symbiodiniaceae
Source: the annotation of a GenBank genome assembly
AUGUCAACACAGAUGGGAACUCACUGGUCAGUGCAAAGACGACGUGCACAUGAAGAGCUGUACCGGAACAGUUUCUGGCUGCCUCAUGAUGAAGUCGCAAGGUUUUACGAUCUCUCAAGUCAAGCAUUUUGGCAGAACCUUGAAGCAUGGAGUAAGACGGAUGACUUGCACCGACUUCCACUGGAGUUGUCGGCCGUUGAGCGGUUGACGCCAAUCAGCAACUCUUCGUUUGAAGACGUACGGCGAGGUUGCGAGCCUGCUCUGCGCAGGGCUCUGGAGACGAGUGAGAGUGGUUAUGUUGAGUUAGACCUUACGGAAACCUCUUGGCCCUGGGGCCGCAUCUUAGCUGCGCACAGAGAGAGGCAGAAUCUGGUCGGCUCUGGAGUGGUGCGCUUCGCGCUUGCAAUGGACCGACAGGUUCUAAGGAAACAUCAGACAGACCCGGAACCGAAGCUUCUGAUUGUCGUAUAG